AUGUUGCGUUUGUUGACUCGUCAAUUUUGCGCGCUUCGUCCGUGUGCAGCCGGGUCACAACGAGAGGGUGUUCGUCUCAGAAGUCUUGGCGGAACAGCUAAAGAUCAGGACACAUUAAAGCUCGUCUUUGAGAAAUCCCGAGAAGUGAAUCCAAAAGGGUUGGUCAAGAUCAUCCGCAAGGGUGAAAACCUCGGAGUGAUGAGCCUCCGAGAUGCAUUGGCACACAUUGAUCUUUCCAAGGAAGGGUUCCUGUUUAUGGGGUCUGUUAGGGACCAAAAGUUCGGCGAAGUUGGGUUGUUGAAGGUGGAUUCUACACAGAAGGCACGGAAGCAGCUUACAAAGCAUUUACAGCAACAAAAGACGCAGCAGUUUCAACGGGAGAAUCCACGUCUUGUAGCCAAACAGCAAAAGCAGGAAAGUCGACAGAAAGAACUCGACGUCAAAAUGGUCAGAGUCUCUUGGCAGAUCACUCUGCACGAUCUCACCAGCCAGAAGCGACACGAAGUUGAGACACAAGUCAAGAAAGGUGAGAGAGUCCGUAUUGUUAUUGAUGAUAAGGACAAUUUCGAUGCUGACGUCAGGGUGGCAGGAGAUGAAAGAUCUCUGACAGAACUGGAAGCCACCAAAAGAGGGAAAAUUGAGAAUUUCCUUGACGAACUACUUGAAGAGCUUGGAGUUGAGGUCCAUAAAGAAGGUGAGAUUUACGAUAAAGUGUCUUACGACGUGAAACCACAAGAACGGAAGAACGAACUUUCUCCGGAGGAAAAAAAGCGUCUGAAGCAAUUGAAGAAACAGGAAAAACAGGAAAAGCUGCGCCAGCGCACAGAGGAGAAGCGCAGGAAGGCACAGGAGGAAUUUAAGAUCCUCACAGUGGACUAAAAAAAGAUAAAAUUCGAAAAUCCAUAUUUUCCCUAUACCCUUUGGCCUAUGCGACCACCUUCAUAUUAUUUAUCUCAAGGAUGUAUCUUUGCUCCUUGAAUUUCUGCGAAGCCUGGUGGCUUUUGAUGUAUUUCCACCCUAGCAACUUGUGGCAUUGGUGGCAUUUGAUAUCACAAACGGUGUAUAAACCAGAGGUCAUCUCUCGCACCUCGGGUUCGCCAAGGACGACAUUGACAACGUUGUUGAUGAGCAAAGCAUCUCCGGUUUUGCCUGUAUAUUGAUCACUGAUGAUCUGGCUGGAAGAAGAUAAAUGGGUUAAACAUUGCCCGCACCCAUACGUGAUUGCUAUACCAUUCUUGUUAUAUUUGGAAGUCUUUCGGUAGAGGGGCUUCAAUCUUGAGGAAGUGGACGAAGAGGCCAUGAAUCGUGGGGAGUGCGAGUAAAGAAACCGUGUGGCGGGGCUACGGGCAUAGAAAUCUGGAAAUCGUGAUUCAGUGUCGCAAUCUUCAUCAUCGUCCUCUACUUCAGAGGAUCCAUACCCGAACCCAUCAUAGCAUGGAUGCGCGCAAAAUACUUGUUUGGAAUGGAUCGGAUGAUCGGGAAAAUCGUUGUCAACACCAUCUGGGUCCAGACAUUGAGAAUAUCUAAGACCCAUGCUGGUUAUAGAAUAGACACCUUCUGAAUUUGCACCUGAUUUAAUUAAUUAUCUUAUCUGCAGCCCCUUAAAGGAGAGCCACAACAUGACAUCCUUGCACCACAAGCAAACGGGAUCCACGUUUUUUCCUUCGGAGUAUAAGAUAUUUUUGCUGUUGCGAUUGGCUGCGUGAAAGGACGAUAUGGCCGAACAGCGUGAGUCAUGACCGAGCGCUCAUUGAGGUGAUGAAGGUCAUCCAUCCGAAAGCUGAGGCCAUGUUCUGCAGGCAUGGCACCAUUUGCAAAUUACGUAAUAUCUGAUACGAGUCUAGCCUGCGGUAGCGGGUAUGGAUAAUCCGCAUGUGUCAAUUGCGGGCGACAGGCAAGGAAAAAGCUAUCCCUAGACGAAAUAAAACUUGUAUAUACAUGGGUAGCCAACUCGAUUGUCACCAACCAG
Messenger RNA from Ogataea polymorpha, 1969 nucleotides. RefSeq lists its product as uncharacterized. NCBI's taxonomy places the organism in Eukaryota, Fungi, Ascomycota, Pichiomycetes, Pichiales, Pichiaceae. The transcript has a single exon. The record is from RefSeq and is a predicted model, not a curated record. The coding region runs from base 1 to 879 and encodes 292 amino acids.